AUGAGCAAGACAUUCGUCCAGCUAGCGGCUGGCGCCUCGACCAUCGCAGUCAUCGCCUCGUUGGUGUGCGCCGUCUACAUCUUCAACGACAUCAACUCGUUGUACGAUGAGAUCAUGGACGACAUGGCCGAGUUCCGUGUCACCUCCAACUCCGCCUGGUCCGGCAUGCUGAGCCAAGCCCCCAAACGCCCACUCCCUGACUUCCAAGUCCUCAUUGGUCGUAACAAACGUCAAGCCGGCUGCGCUUGUGCUCGUCAAGCCUCCCAAUGCCCACCCGGACCUCCAGGCCCACCAGGAACUCCAGGUCUCCCCGGAGAUGAUGGACUACCAGGACAGGCCGGACGUCAAGGAGGAGCUGGAGUUGCUCAAAUCAGCGACCAAGUUGGAGCUGGAGGAUGCAUCACUUGCCCAGCCGGACCACCUGGCCCACCAGGACCACUCGGAGCUCCAGGACCAGCUGGAAACCCAGGAGGACAAGGACAACCAGGUGCUCCAGGACAAGGAAGCGGCCCAGGACCACAAGGACCACCCGGUGAUGCCGGAGCUCCAGGACAGCCAGGAGGCCCAGGACAGGCAGGUCAACCAGGACAGCCCGGAUCUCGCUCUCACCCAGUUCCCGGACCAAAGGGACCAAGCGGACAGCCAGGUGCCCCAGGACAGCCAGGUGCUCCAGGACAAACCCUCGGCGGACCCAUCCCAGGCCCACCAGGACCACAAGGUGCUCCAGGACAACCAGGACAGCCAGGUAGCGACGGACAACCAGGAGCUCCAGGAAACGAGGGAAUCACCGGAAAGGACGCCGCCUACUGCCCAUGCCCGUCACGAGGUGGUGAGGCUCCAGUUCAAGGAGGUAACUCGGGUGCCUACAACGCCGCUCCAGUCCCACAGCCUUCCUACAACGCUGAUGUUGGAGCUGCUCCACAAGCUGGUGGUUAUCGUCGCCGUGCCUUCAGACACCGUCAGCGUGCCGCUCAACGUACUCGUGCCGCCGUUCGCACUCGUGUCGCUGCUCGUCGUGCCGUCGCUGCUCACAGACAAUAA
Bursaphelenchus okinawaensis is the source of this 1041-nucleotide messenger RNA. The record is from the annotation of a GenBank genome assembly. Lineage: Eukaryota; Metazoa; Nematoda; Chromadorea; Rhabditida; Aphelenchoididae.